Molecule: messenger RNA, 2949 nt
Organism: Podospora anserina S mat+
Lineage: Eukaryota; Fungi; Ascomycota; Sordariomycetes; Sordariales; Podosporaceae
Exons: 2
Coding region: 1-2949 (982 amino acids)
Source: RefSeq, a predicted model, not a curated record
AUGGCUUCCAUGGAGGCCGCAAACGCUCGCUAUCACAAUGGCCAUCAACAGCAGCAGAUCGGCGGCCCGCCCCUGCCCGCUUCGCCUACUCUAACGAACCCUGAUAUGAUACUGCCGGACGAGAUUGAUCAGAGCUACUCCCCCGAAAAAGAUCUUGACGGCCGUGGCCACUCGCCGCUCGGCAUGUGGAAGGGCACACACGCAGCUGCGAUAUCUGCCGACAUGCAACACAUAUUUUCAACUAAUUCGGGAGGGAGCACGGGGGGUCUGUCUUACGGCCUUAACGCACCAGCAACGCCGACGACACCUAUUAUAUAUGGCAACGGAACCAUGCUGUCGGACAUUGGGGAGGUUACGGAGGUGGAAAGCACGCCGGGGAAGCCGUCUCCAACGCGAAACAAGGGUCGAAGGGCGACAUCGCUCACACGUCGAACCGGACUGGAUGCCACGCUGCGAUCCUCCCCUACAAUAGGAGCAACAUCGGCCAUGCAAAAGUCGAAGCAGAUUGCCGCAGUCACACGUGAGCGCAGAGCCAGCAUGGAGAGUACGAGUACGAUAACAACGGAGAAUCAGGCCGGAUUAUUCGCCGACUUUGACGAUUCCGCUAGCGUGGAGGACAGCGUCUUUCAAGGGGAUGAUGAGGAAAGCACCGCCUCCUCUUACCACGAGGGAAGGCUGGCUGUUGAUCCUGACAGGUUAGGGGUAACCAGGAUGACCAGCAUGGAUCGACUCAGCACUUAUUCGACAAGCUCUUUGAGCCGGCGGGCCGAGGAGAUUCUGGCAAAUGCGAAACAGCGGCUCACGGUAUGUUUGGGAGGGAAAAGUAACUUGACUCGUGCGCGAAGCUCUUUACACAACAACGCAUACGGGUCUGACGGUUCGACGCCGUCACCACCAUUUCAAAGAGCCGCAACAGUAGCGCAACCACGAGAUGCGGCCACAAUCAUCGCUUCAGGUGCUGCCGCGAUUUCAAACCAGGCUUCUUCUGGACACACGCGAAUAUCGAGUGACAUUGCUAUGCGCAACGGGCUGCCAUACCGGGUCGCUGUACCGAGGUCACAAAGUGCUAUGGGUGUAUCAGGCGGAUAUAGGCAACCUCUGGUCAUGUCACGCAGCGCCGAUCAAAUUCGUGAGGAGAUCGAUGAUGAGCACGGCCGUCCGACAUACAAUAUUCCGCCAGCCAAGAAACCAGGUCCACACGCUCUGACGGAAGAUGAGGUUGCCCAACUCGAAGGCCCGGACAAUGAAAGUCGAAGCGCCAGGAUAGAGGAGUUUCUCAGUCCCACCUCUGGGUCGUUUAGCAGCAACGAAAGCCGAAGGAAUUCUCUGCUGCGAUCCACCUCUUCUGCUCAGAUGCGAGAUAUCAAGGAUCAAAUGAAGGAUCUUAAGGGGAAAAUCUCAACAUUACGCGAGCAAGCCCGAGCAGACAAUCUCAAACGACGGAGCUUGCAGAGCCUCAGAACGCCGAGUCCGUUCACGUAUUCGCAAAUGGACCAGUGGUACACGGAACCCCCUUCCAACAGGAACUCGAUCGCUCUGACAGGCAGCGUAUCGGGGAGGAACCCCUGGAAUGGAGAAGAGUCUGAUCUUGAUGGCGAUGUCAAGGACAAUGCUCAAGUCAGUCUCAGGGGUAGCCACCUGGAUGACGUGACGGGUAUUUCUCACGGCACACAAACACAAGGCGAACUAGACCUGGACGACUACCGGGCCUUGGAGACGGACGAUCCCAUGCAUACUGCACGCGAGGAAGUGAGUCCCGAUGACGACGAUGUCUCGGACAUGCUCACAGAGAACGGUGACGUGGAUGACGAACAACUAGAAGACGAAUUCCAGGACGCCGACGAAGAUAUCAAGAGCGAAAGUGGAGAAUCACUGUAUCACGAUACUGUCCAACACCAGAUCUCCCACGAAGAUCGCGAGGACGCAUUUGAUUACGAGCAUUUCUUCCUGCAUAGCGCUAUGGGCACCAUGAGCCGCCAAAAGCUGGAGAGACGAGGCAGUGUAGACAGCUACACGUCAGAAGAUUCGGUGGAAACCACGAGAGGCCCCACGAGGACGGACGACUACAGCGACAGCCCUAGCAAGUCCCUAUCUCCCAUGAGCAGGCGGAACAGUAGGGAUUCUGUUUCGACAGUAGAUACCUUCGCUACUGCCGAAGAGGCUAGGUCACGCAAGUCACCGGUCACACCAGAAAUGGGCUAUGGCUCGGAUGGCACGUUUCCCGGCUUCUCUAGGAUAUCUAUAUCCCCAGAUCGCAACAGAAGUCGAUCUGUCAAUUCUGUCAGGACAAAAAAAUCAUCAUUCAGCGCCGGGAGUUCUCACCAUGCCUCGGGAUCUGGGGCAACCCAUCCGCAUAUGGCUGGGGAUAGCGACGCUUCCAUUUCAUCGAUACCAGAGGAGGGUUCGGAGGGAGGCGCACAUCAAACUCCACGGCAACCGAUUCUCAGGAGGCCCACGUCUGUUUCCGCAUUCUCAUCUCUCCAUCGACCAUCCGUAGCAUCACUUGACUCUCAAGGGACCAACCGGAGCUUUCCACUAGUUCCCAGCAGCAAAACAAAACGAGCCAGCAGCAGUGGCAUGCUCACACCCAGUGACUCACCCGAUCACGAACUCAAAAGUCUUUCUGAGAGUUUGAUGAGUGAGACGGCCAGCGUCUAUGAGCAAGCGAAAGCCGGUGGCGAAUCCAGCAUCGGUCCCAGGGCGAGGGCUGCCAGUGUAGCUAGCACCUUCACCGCUGGAGGCCUUGGCCUGCCUAGGGAAAAGGCCUUGCCGCUGCAGGAGCUGCUCAGGGAGGAUAAGUUCCUCGUGGAGAGGCUUGUGGCAAACUUGGGCAAGUGUGUGCUGGGUCUGACGGAGAAUGGGAGGGCGAGCAUGGAGAGCAGGCAAUUCAGGCGGAGGAUCGAGGCUGCGAACCGGAUAUUGGAAGGGUUGGGGGAGCCACCCGAGUGA